This is a messenger RNA of Oncorhynchus keta (chum salmon), 2496 nucleotides long. It is a transcript of the gene trhrb, whose product is annotated as thyrotropin-releasing hormone receptor b. Gene Ontology annotation, biological process: phospholipase C-activating G protein-coupled receptor signaling pathway. The transcript has 2 exons. The record is from RefSeq and is a predicted model, not a curated record. Gene Ontology annotation, cellular component: membrane. Bases 317 to 1516 code for a protein of 399 amino acids. NCBI's taxonomy places the organism in Eukaryota, Metazoa, Chordata, Actinopteri, Salmoniformes, Salmonidae. Gene Ontology annotation, molecular function: thyrotropin-releasing hormone receptor activity.
UGAAAGAAACACUGGACACAACGGCGUGCUCUCACAUUUACGCACGAUAUGACAAGGAAAACUUAAUGCUUAUUUUGCAAGUGUGAGAGAAAGUGGAAAAAUAUGUUUUGGAAUUGAAGCACAAUACCUUUUAACCUUUUGGCAUGGAUGUAUUUUUCAACUAGUCGGUUGACAGGCUUACUUCCCAUAGUAUUAUAUACUAGCCUACUACCGUGUGAUAUAGCCUACUGAUUCGGUUAUAGGCCUACAUGUAGUGGGUAGGUUACUUUAUAAAUUAAUUGUUUUCUCUCUACUCGACAUAUUCAGAGAACUGAAAAUGGAAAAUGUUACUGAAGCUCAAGAAAAUCAGACUUGGGGGACUUGGACGGACCAAAUAAUCGAAUACAAAGUGGUGAGCACUUUGUUAGUUUUCGUGAUAUGCGCCUUUGGGAUCGUUGGUAAUGUUAUGGUGAUCUUAGUGGUGCUUACCACUAAACACAUGAGGACACCCACCAACUGCUACCUGGUGAGCUUGGCCGUUGCAGAUCUCAUCGUACUAACUGCUGCGGGCUUACCGAAUAUCACUGACAGCAUCUUCGGGUCUUGGGUGUUCGGCCGCUCAGGAUGUCUCGGAAUCACCUACCUCCAGUACCUGGGAAUCAAUGCAUCGUCCUGCUCUAUCACCGCCUUUACCAUCGAAAGGUACAUCGCUAUUUGCCACCCGAUAAAAGCCCAGUUGCUGUGCACACUAUCCAGAGCCAAGAAGAUAAUAUUGUUUGUCUGGGUUUUCACUUUACUUUACUCCGUCAUGUGGUUCUACCUGUCAGAUAUCAAAGAAGAAACAUAUGAGAACGACGUGACCAUCGUGACAUGCAGCUACAAAGUUUCAAGACAACUCUAUUUGCCCAUUUACUUUUUGGAUUUCGGGAUAUUUUUUGUUGUGCCGCUUAUGCUGGCAACCAUUCUGUAUGGUCUCAUCGCCAGAAUCCUGAUCAUGAAUCCGUUACAUUCUGAACACAAGGAUAAAAGUAAAAAUGAACAAAGCAACACAACGAGGAGAUGUAAAAACUCCCUCCACACCAGCACUACCGCUACUUCUCGGAGACAGGUGACCAAGAUGCUGGCUGUGGUGGUGAUCCUGUUCGCUGUGCUGUGGAUGCCGUACCGCACCCUGGUGGUGGUAAACUCCUUCCUGGAGCAGGCCUACAUGAAUACCUGGUUUAUCCUCUUCUGUCGGAGCUGUGUCUACAUCAACAGCGCAAUCAACCCCAUCAUCUACAAUGCUAUGUCGCAGAAGUUCCGUGCCGCCUUCCGCAAGCUCUGCCUCUGUGGACGGAAAGGCUCUGAGAAGCCUACCGGCGGCACGUACAGCGUGGCGCUGACCUACAGCGUGGUCAAGGACACAUCUAUGGUGGAGACUACGGACCAAUUCAACACAGAGCUGGACGAGAUCAUGGUAACCUAUGAGUUGCCUGACAAGAAGAUGGUGUUUCAGGACACCUGUGUGCACGACAAGGUGACUUUAUGCAAUGACUGAUGUUGUAAGGUUCGAGGUUCAGGGUUCAGUCACUGAAGAUGACAGCUCCUCUAAGCCUUGAGGGAUGUGCUGAGGCCACAGGAAUUUGACUUGCUCUCAACUGUCCUGUGUCACAGCCAUUUUCACUCACACUGAAGUUGACUAUCAAGAGACCCAAGCUUGACCUUUGGUGAGUAAUUGUAAGGCCCCAUGUACAGUGGGUGGGGCAGCAGCGUAGCCUAGUGGUUAGAGCGUUGGACUAGUAACCAGAAGGUUGCAAGUUCAAAUCCCCGAGCUGACAAGGUACAAAUCUGUCGUUCUGCCCCUGAACAGGCAGUUAACCCACUGUUCCUAGGCCGUCAUUGAAAAUAAGAAUUUGUUCUUAACUGACUUGCCUGGUUAAAUAAAGGUAAAAUAAAAUAAAAAACAAUGUGAAGGCUAUAUGGUGACACAUUACUGUGUUGUGUUUGCUCUUCAGACACAAGUCCCAAGAGCAGACACACGUUUCAAGUGUGUGCUCUUGGGACACGGACAAUGUGAACUGCCCUGGUGUGACUCAAAUUGCACAUUUUCCACUCUUAAUGAGACCUCACUGGCAGGGUCAGAGACAAGCCUCUCUCUUUCUCAAACAAGGAAUACAGACUUAUGAGUCUAAGGCCAAUGUCCUUUAUGCAGGCCUAUUUCCACAUGUAGAUUUUCCUUUAUUUUUAUUAUAUUAUGCACCAUAUUAUUGUGUAACGUGAAAAAUCUGUCGGCUAUUUGUUACAGAGAGUAAAAUGUAAACAUCAGAACUUGAGUCCAUUUUGGAGGAUCAAGAGUGAGUGAUUCUGAUUUUAAUACAGUUACUGUGUAUAUUGCGGUAUAUUAGGACUUUUCUACCUCUAGGAUGAGGUCCCCCAGUCCAUUUAAUCUUAGUUAUUCAUUGGGAUUUUAAAGGUGCUCCACACCUGAAACCCCACCUCUUUAAGGAAUACCUAGGAUAGGAUAAGUAAUCCUUCUCA